AUGCAGAUUCACUUGAAAUACUUUCUUCCGUUUGUAAUUUGGAUUUUUGGAAUACAGAAGCACAUUCAGCCAACUUCAGGAUCUGAGCCUUGUCCAGAUGGUUGGCACUUUUAUGGUCAAGACAAUAUCUGCUUACAUUUAGUUGACAAGGCCGCUAAAUUUGACGUAGCCAGGUCAAUCUGCCAGGACGAUUUUAAAGCUUGGCUUCUGUAUAUUAAUGGUGCUGACAAGGAAAACUUUAUAAAUACUAAGAUUAUCAGUGAUAAGUAUAAAUUUUAUUGGCUUGGAUUGAAAGACGUUAUUGGUGAUGAUAAGCCAGAGUCUCAUAGAUGGCUAGCUCAGAAUAAAACCUUGACGGAAAACAGUUAUACGAAUUGGGCUAAUGAUAAACAGCCCAAUAUCCGUUCACAUGAAUGCGCCAUCAUCUGUUUCCAGCAAAAGCCUAAAUGGUUGGAAGAAAAAUGUUACUUAAAUAAUAAAUAUAUCUGUGAAAAAGCUGCAAACCCUUCAGCAACGUCAUCCGUAACAAAAACUUCCUUCGAACGACAAAAUUAUAAGAAUGUUAAAGAUUUAAUUCAUUUACAUGUAAAUGCUAAUUUAAUGAGUAUUAAAUUAGCUCGUAUAAUGAUCGAAAUUAUUUUUAUCAUUUGGCUCUGA
Messenger RNA from Trichoplax adhaerens, 657 nucleotides. RefSeq lists its product as uncharacterized. The transcript is spliced from 5 exons. The record is from RefSeq and is a predicted model, not a curated record. Bases 1 to 657 code for a protein of 218 amino acids. Gene Ontology annotation, molecular function: signaling receptor activity. Lineage: Eukaryota; Metazoa; Placozoa; Uniplacotomia; Trichoplacea; Trichoplacidae.